CCUAGUUUCAUUGAUCAUAACCUCAAAAAUUUUCGCAUCACCAAGCUCGCUAUCCCAAAUAUGUGAUGAAUUUAAAUGAAUAAUGACUCAAGUUGUGUAAAUAUGUGUUUGUGUGAUUGAGUGUCGUUCGUAUUUAGUCGGCUUGAGAUAUUAUUUUCUAGUUUGUGUUGACCAGUCGCCGUUGUCAAAAUGCGUGUCGAGUUAUCAUUAUUAUUCGGCAAUUUAUGAUAGUGUGUUGUGAUAACUGCUGUGGGUGAGUGGGGGAGAGUUUUUGUUGAAGAAAUGAGUCACGUCGGUACAGACGACAGCAUGAGUGACGACGUGUUCGAAGAUGACAACCUCCGGGCACCGACCCACCGCACCACGCCCUCGCCGACUGGCUACCCGGACUACAAGCCUGUGUCUCCUGCACGACCAGCGCUGGAGGAUGAGAUGCCCAUUCACAAAACUAUAUUGCUUGGCGACAGCGGCGUGGGGAAAACAUCUUUAUUAGUUCAGUUCGAAACGGGGAAGUUUCAGCCGGGGAACUUCUCAGCAACCGUCGGUAUUGGAUUUACGAAUAAGGUAGUUACUGUGGACAGCGUGAAGGUGAAGCUUCAGAUUUGGGACACAGCAGGACAGGAGCGCUUCCGUAGCGUAACACACGCAUAUUAUAGGGACGCCCAUGCCUUGUUGCUACUUUAUGAUGUGACGAACAAAACCAGUUUCGACAACAUCCGUGCCUGGCUUGGCGAGAUCCGAGAGUACGCUCAAGACGAUGUCGUCAUUAUGCUCUUGGGAAACAAGUCAGAUAGUGGUCUCGAGCGCGCGGUGCGGCGGGAGGAGGGGCAGCGGUUAGCGAGAGAGUAUCAAGUCGCGUUCAUGGAGACAUCGGCUAAAACCGGCCUGAAUGUAGAAGCGGCCUUUGCCCACGUUGCACGCGCUCUCGUCGCCAAAGCGAACCCCACCGAUACGACGCGGCUAGCUGUGCGCGCGCAGCAGUCACAUGAAGAACAACGCUCUCACUGUCCGCCAUGCUCUUAAACUUCGCGCCAAUUUUAAAUUUCGAACCUGCAUAGCUGUGGACCAAUGAAGCGAUGUCGUGCGUGUGUUUUAUAAAUUUUAUUUUUCUUCUUGUUAUAAAUCGAUGUAUUUACCAAUUUAUGUAAUAAAUAAUAAUAUUGAAUAUUAUGUAAAAAAAGGACAUUCAUUUUGAUUGAUGUCUUUUAUCUGUGCUUUUAAUUAUUGUCGUAGAUGUUUAAAAAAAAAUCUUAUCAAUGUCUAAUUCUAUAUACAUAUUAUUAAUGUAACUGUUAUAAUUAUAUAGGUACACGCUAAUAAUUCUUAUAAAAAUCUUAUAGUUAUUAUAUUGCAUUUUUAGUAGGUUUUAAGUCUUAGGUAGAUACUUAGGUUACUACUUUAUAAUAUUUGAAAUUCUAACAGACUACCAGACCAUGAGUCUAUAAUACCUAUAGGCUAUAUUGGCAAAAUAAGUCAAAUUAGGUAGGACCUCUACCUGUAAGUGGUACGUAGUCUACGUAAUAAGUAUAUAGCUGUUGCUGGCAAUGAAUAAUAUAUUAGUAACAUGGCGUUCUUCAUUCUAUACCUACAGUUUGUUCUCUUUUAACUAAGAGAGUAUAGAGAAAUUAUAAAAUAUUGUAUAUACCUAUCUAUUGUGGGAUAGAGAACGUGAACGUCAAUAAACGGUCCACCGUACAGGGAGGAUAUAUUUUGGUAGGGUUGUCACAAGAAGCUAAGAAUAUUUAAACAAAACAUUUUUUAUUAGCUUUUUUAUUGGGUUUGAUCAUUGAUAAUUAAUAACCUUACAUAGGUAUGUAAGGUUAUUAAUUAUUAUUCUUGUAGGUACAAGAAAUCAUUCAAAAGUUACAUUUAAAGGUGUCCGCAUUAAAAUUAUAAACAUCUAUGUACCUAAUAAUAUAAAUCAUAUCUUACCGUCUAGUUUAGGUAGGUAUGUGAAAGAUAUACUUAAUAUAUUUUUAAAUUUUUAUUUCAUUUAAAGACAGACCUAGAAAUCAACAAAUAAGAACCAUGUAUUGAUUGACCUUUCAAUAAAAAUUGUCCUAUUAUCUUAAGCUUAAACAAAUAUUAAAAGUUUCAUUGAGCUUCUUCUAAAAAAAAAUUUUUUUAUAUCAUAGUUAAAUCAUAUUACACUUUAAAUAUGACUUUUUUUCGUACAGCUCAUUCGGAAGGCAGAUUUCCUCAGAGAAGAACGAGCAAGAAAUUCUAUGGUUAGGUACUCUUUUCAAAACAAAUUAGGUACUCGUAUUAUUACAAGUUCUAAAUCAUUAUACUUAAUUAAAAUAUAUGCAAAGUGAUGCAACAAAAAUACUCAAACGUCAAAAACUAAAUGGCUUACAAGAAUAAGUAAAAAAAAAUUAAAUUAAUAAUUAUAAACACAAGAGUUAUUGAAUCCACAUAAUAUAUUGAACGACCUGGGAAGGUUCAAUGAAUCACAAACACUGGUCACUUGAAUUUAUUCCACUCGAGUUAAUGAUACCGUAAAUAAAUAAAGGCCUCGUGAGAAGACUGUAGCUGCACUUAAUGGUGAAGGUCAUUUUUGGCAAACGGAAUUAAGAAAAUUAAUAUAAACUUAAUAAGUCUCCAUUAAAUAACAAACGACUGUGAAGAUCGUUCGCGUUUGUUCUUUGUUUGAGGACAAGGGUGAAGAUAACAUACCUAUCUAUAUAUAUAAAAAUGAAUUGCUGUUCGUUAGUCUCGCUAAAAUACGAGAACAGCUGGGCCGAUUUGCCUUAUUUUGGUCUUGUAUAAUUUGUGGAAGUCCAGGGAAGGUUUAAAAGGUGAAUAAAUAUGAAAAUUCUCGAAAAAAAUAAAUACAAACAUAUAAAUUUUUCCUUUGAUGUGUCCCCCGUCGUUCAGAUAACAAAUUGAAAGAAUAUUUUCAAAUGAUUUUACGAAAUUAUUCUUGAUGUUAUGGUACGAGUAUUAACAAAUUCAUAAAAAAAAAACAUUAUUAUAUUUAUUAUAUUAUAUAGAACAACUUCUGUUGGGUCAGCUAGUAUAAUAUAAUUUCUUAUUAUUGUUUUGGUUAGAUAUCUUAACACUGUAACUGUUAAUGCUAACAAUAGGUGUCUUCAAUAACAAAAACAUAAUACUUUUAGCCUUUUAAUAAUUAAUUUUUAACCUUUAAGUUCCUACAAAUAGGUUACUAGCUUGUUACUAGGUAGUAGAUACCAACCUAAAUUACUUCUAAACAUUGUAAAGCUAUUUAAUGAGAUGUCAAGCGCUACAAGAUUACCUUAAAUACUUACCUAUAUGUGUAUAAAUUACCUUAAGAGUAAGUUAAAUUAGUGUUAAAAAAGUGUAAAUUUAUGUAUAUCAAUGUACAAGUCUGUAAUUAAAACUUAAGUAACUAUUAGGUACUUAUUACUUACCAAUCUAAAUUUAUUUAAGAUUACGUUGGUUUCAAUCGUAACCAAAAAGUAUCAAACACUAGGUACCACUAGGUACCUACUAUAUAACUACCUACUUAAUUUGUUGAUCAUGCUUAUAAAAAUAGAGCGUCUUGAAGUGCGACAUGACAGAUAACUAUAAUAUUAAUUAAAGUAUUAUUAGUAUUAGUAUAGUUCCAGAGAUAUAAUAUUCGAUUAAAUCUUACUGUGAAGAUACUAUGUAUCUGCAUUAAUAAUUUAGCAUUUAAGUAUUUAUGUACCUAAGAUAAAAAUAUAUAUGUUGUGCAAAACCUAAAUAUACUACAAUAUGUUAUUGCCAUAAAUGUUGCUUGAGCAAAAAAUAAAUUAUAAAUAUUCA
Leptidea sinapis is the source of this 3768-nucleotide messenger RNA. It is a transcript of the gene Rab26, whose product is annotated as ras-related protein Rab-37. Lineage: Eukaryota; Metazoa; Arthropoda; Insecta; Lepidoptera; Pieridae. The record is from RefSeq and is a predicted model, not a curated record. Gene Ontology annotation, biological process: protein localization to plasma membrane; regulation of exocytosis; Golgi vesicle fusion to target membrane. Gene Ontology annotation, molecular function: GTPase activity; GTP binding. Gene Ontology annotation, cellular component: synaptic vesicle; dendritic spine; Golgi apparatus. Bases 283 to 1023 code for a protein of 246 amino acids. The transcript has 6 exons.